CCGCGCCCCGCCUCUCUUCUCCCAUUAGUGCUUGACUGCAGUGUGGCGGCCAUAUAGGACCACCAAGAUGGCAGCGUCGCCCUUCAGCGGAGUCCUGCAGCUGACGGACCUGGACGACUUUAUCGGGCCCUCGCAGGAUUGCAUAAAACCUCUCAAGGUUGAGAAGAAGCCCGGGAAAUCGACUGCUAAGAUCCGUAUUGAAGAUGAUGGGAAUUAUUUUCAAGUUGACCAGGAUGGAGGAUCACAGAAACUUGAAAAAGCCAAAAUCACCCUGAAUGACUGUCUGGCUUGCAGUGGCUGCAUCACAUCUGCUGAGAGUGUCUUAAUCACACAGCAGAGCCAUGAAGAACUGUUCAAAGUCUUACAGGCCAAUAAGACCUCAGGUUCUGCUCCCCAGAAGUUGGUGGUGGUGUCUGUAUCGCCGCAAUCAAGAGCUUCGCUGGCAGCAAGAUUUGAACUCCCUCCUCUAGACACUGCCAAGAAACUAACAGCCUUCUUUAAAAGAUUAGGGGUGCACUUUGUCUUCGACACCACGUUCUCGAGGAACUUCAGCCUGUUGGAGAGCCAGAGGGAGUUUGUGCGGCGUUUCCAGAGGCGAGCGGAAGAUCAAAGGGCUUUGCCCAUGUUGGCUGCCGCCUGCCCAGGCUGGAUCUGCUAUGCCGAGAAAACCCACGGGAGUUUUAUCAUCCCUCACCUCAGCACCGCCAGGUCGCCUCAGCAGGUCAUGGGUGCCCUCGUCAAGGACCACUUGGCCAAACUGCAGCACUUGACGCCUGACCAGAUCUACCACCUGACGGUGAUGCCCUGUUACGACAAAAAGCUGGAAGCCUCCCGGACGGACUUCUUUGACCAAGAGCACCAGACCCGAGAAGUGGAUUGUGUGAUUACGACAGGAGAAGUUUUGAAGUUGCUGGACCACGAGGGAGUGGCCCUUACAGAUGUCGAGCCCGCCCCGCUGGAUAGCAUGUUUAGCAGCGUUUCCGGAGAGCAGCUCCUUGGGCAUUCUGGAGGAGGUUCUGGGGGCUACCUGGAGCACAUCUAUAAGUAUGCGGCCAAGGAGCUCUUUGGGAUCCAAGUGGAAGAUGUUCACUACAAGCCCCUGAAAAACAAGGAUUUCCAGGAGGUGACGCUGGAGAAAGAUGGCCAAAUCCUGCUGCACUUCGCCCUGGCUUAUGGAUUUCGGAACAUCCAGAACUUAAUGCAGAAGCUGAAGCGAGGGAAAUCGCCGUAUCACUACGUGGAGGUCAUGGCUUGCCCUUCAGGGUGCUUGAACGGAGGCGGCCAGAUCAGGGCCGAAGGCGAGCCCAGCAAGGACCUGCUCCAGCAGGUGGACAGGCUGUACGGGUCGGUGCGGUGCCAGAAGCCCGAGACGGACAGGGCCGUAGAGGAACUCUACGACCAGUGGCUGGGAGGCCCCGAUUCGGAGCAGGCCCAGAAAGCUCUGCACACCCAGUACCAUGCGGUGGAGAAGGCGAAUGCUGGCUUUAAUAUCAAGUGGUGAGGGUGGACAGGCCUGUCACUGUGGGUUUCGCCUCCCUCCCUUGAACACCGCCUGCGGGGCUGGAGAGACCAAUUCGUCCUCGGCAAAGAUGUAGCAAGUGGACCCGUUCGCACCACAUGAUCGGAGUGAGGACUGUGGACCGCCUUCAAAGAGGGCUGGGCGAUGCUUCCGCGACUGGCUCAGGCUGUUUGCGGGGCGUUUUUUGCCCUGUGAAGUUUCCCCUGCCGGGAGCUGCUGUACCUGGACUCUGUGAGAGAGAGAUGGGGUUGGUGGGUGGGCCUGGUCAGCGGAGGGCAUUUCAGCAGCCUUCUGGGCUCCCGUUUAGUUUGGGGCUGAAGCCUGCCUGCCCCCUUGUGUGUCGAGGAGCCAAGCCCGAAGUGGGCGUUCUGUUGGCGCCACCACCUCUUUCCCCUGGCCUCCUGCUUCAGCUGCCUCGAAACAGGGGUGUGUGAUUGCAACUCUAGAGCAAGGCAAGCCCCGUUCGGUGCCUCCUUCCCUUGCUGUCCAGAGCGGAGGCUCCCCUCUGCGUCCCCACCACACCGAAUCCCUGUGUCUUUCAAAGCCCCUUUAUUAAAGUGGUGAAAAGCAAUGGCCGUUAGAGCAAGUUCACAGUGUCGGUUCUGUACCCGCCCACCAUUUUGCAGGCAUAGGAGCCAGGAGCUCAUUCAGUGGUGCGUUUCAAGGUUUGCUCUCGGAAACAACACGUCUUCGCCCCACCUCGGAAUGGGGUCGGGGGGAACCGUGCAGGCCGCCUGCUAGCAACGGUGUGGGCUCCCUUGGUCUUGGCGCAGGGCAGUGCGGUUCAUAUCAGCCGGUGUGGUGGAGGACAGGCCAGGCCAAGAGGUGGGAGAGGCACAGUGUGUCCAGGCCGGCCUCGUGCAAGAGCUUUAAAGGCAACUCAUUCCCCACCCUCUGAUCAGCUGGUCACUUUUUCUCCAGGAAUGGCUCAAAGAGCCCCCACUCAAAGGCCAGCACGGCCUGGGGGUUCAGCCUCUCCUUCGGCUUCCGGAAGCUGUCCUUGGCCUGGCGGAGAGCAGCAAAGACCUCCACGGGGUCAACCUUGCCGGUGAACUUCUGGACGGCUUCUUCUCUGGAACGGCAAAUUGAGUCCCGUUCAGUAUGCAAAGAAACCCGGCCAAGGAGGGGACAAGCCGAAUGGCAAGUCUGCUGGGGGAGCUGCCCCUUGGAGGCUGUCCCUGUGCCCCCCACCCUGGGGGCCACCAGAAAACCUGCACAAGCAAGCCAGGCUCCCCCCCCCCCCAAGGGCCACCACAGGCUUCAUCUGCCCCAACAGUCUUUCCAGGUUCCAGCUUUCCAAAUAGAUUCCCCACCACAUGGAAACUAACUGCAUAGGGUCCUCUGGAACAGGCAGCCACAACUCCUUCAGCCUCUUUUGGCCCUGCUUCUGUGGUCACUGGCCUCCCCCAACCCCAUGUGUCACAUCAGGAAUGCCCCUUGCUAGAUCACGCAAAGCUCUGGGGUUCCGUGCCUCCCUGCGUCAGCUGUGGAGUGCAAAAGUAUAAAGGGGGAAGCUGGUUGUGCCCUCUAAGCCUGGCGACUUCAACCAUGGCUCCCUGGAUGCCAUGGACUACAACUCCCAUCAUCCCCAGCCUUUGGCCACUGUGGUGGGGGAUGAUGGGAGUUGUAGUCCAUGGCAGCUGGGGACCCACAUUUGAGAAGCCCUGCUCUGCCCUGGGGGCUGAAGGGCAGAGGCGAGCCUGGUUGUACGCACACAGAUCCUAAGUUUGUCUGGGUCCUAAGCGGCACUAUGAACCAGACGGGAAAUCUCUACCCUUCGAGGGCACACUCACGAGACCCGCAGGAAAGGGUUGUAGAGGAACUCCUCUGCCAGUGUGGAAGGCACCGUGGGCAGGUCUUCGUCCUCUCGCAGCUGCACAAAAACCAGAGGCAGCUUUUUAAAGAAGAUGAAAACCCUCCUUGGAGCAUGGUCGAGCCUGCUCAGAUUCACUUGGAGGGGCUAGCAGAAGCCGCUCCCUCUCAGGCUUAGGAGAGGAAGAGGCAUGCUCCCAACUCUCCCCACCACACCCCUGUCAAUACAGCAAGCGAAGGAUUCACAUUGGCCCUCUUUAGGGGUACUCAAAGGUGGGCUCCAGACAGUGUUUACAAGGGAGGAGAGCUGGUCUUAUGGUUGCAAGCACGACUUGUCCCCUUUGCUGAGCAGGGUCUGUCCUGGUUUGCUUUGGAAUAGGAGACCACACGUAUGAGCACUGUCAGAGAUUCCCCUGAGAGGUGAGGCUGCUCUGGGAAGAGCACCGCUUGCUUGCAUGCAGAAGGUUCCAAGAUAGGGCUGAGCGAGAGACUCCUGCCUGCAACCUUGGAGAAGCCACUGCCAGCCUGUGUAGACAAUACUGAGCGAGAUGGAAAAGUGGUCUGGCUCAGUAUAUGGCAGCUUCCCAUGUUCCUCUUGUUGGACUACAACUCCCAAGGGCCUUCAGCCAUUGUGGCUGGAGUUGGGAGACCCAAGGCUGAGAAUCCCCCAAAUUAACUAUCAUAUCAGUGCUUCCCCUCAUUUCACUGCACACAGCCAGUCUCUGAAGGAGAGGAGCACCAACCCCUGUUCAUCAACAGCCCUGGCGCCUGCGUGCAGACGACAGUGCACCAGGAAGAGCUGUGAGUGUGUCCCGAGACCACAACUGUGCAUUCGCCCUCCCUCCAUUGCGUAUGGAUUCCAGGAGGAUCACGGCAAGGAUCAACAGAACCACUUACUUUGGCCCAAGCCAGUUUGUCUUUCACCAUUUCGCUCUCUGGCUCCACUUUCAGAGCAAACUUCAAGUUCCGGGCGGUAUACUCGUGUCCGCAGAACACCUUCUGGAAGGCAAAAGCUCCUUUCAGCUCGCAGAAGCCGAUCAUCUUGGGACCCGCUGCUGCUCUGUCCCAGCCAAGUUUCAGAAAUGGCUGCUGAUCUGGCUUUCUUCUCUGCCGUUCAGACUGGGAUCACUUGCCCUUGAGCUGCUGCCUCGGCAUUAAUCGACAAUACUAUUUUCCCCGCACUGUGCUCUGCAUUUGUGGCCGCUCUGUUAUUUCUGCUAGCCGUGAUUUUAUCAUUGGGCUGUAAGCCGAUCUGGCAUAGCCAGUUCCUUGCCCCGCCCUACCCUUUCCUCACCCACUGUCAACAUUUGGAGUGUAAGCUCCUUGGGGCAGGGCCUUCUGGCCCACACUCCUCUGGAAAGAGCGAAAUGGGUACGGAUGGCGUCCAUACUCACCGACUCCUGGGGCAGUGUGCCCAGCACCUCCGUUAGGCUCUUGUACAUCUGCUCGGCUGUCCCCUCCAGGAUCCUCCCACAGCCCCCGACAAAUAAGGUGUCACCUGAGGGAGGUGGUGGUGUUGGGGAGAACAGAUGCUCUCAAAACCAAAUGGGAGCCCACAACACAAGAAACAAGCCAGCUGUUGCUCAAACAUCCUCACCAGAUGCCUGCCCAGAUUUUCUGCAACAGAUUUUUGCAUGCACCACACCCAGAAGACCUCCCUCUCCUCUGAGCAGGCUUCAUAUUACAUAAAAACAGCCCACGUGGGUUGCCAAGACCACGAAGCUCCUUCCCACGCCCAACAGAAGUGUGGCACUGCCAUGGGAAAUCGCUACACAAUCUGUGCUUGCAUGAUGCUUUCCAUGAAACACGGAGGAAACUGUCAAUACUGAGUAUUCGAUACCACCCCACUUUUUCCUAUUGCUGAAUUGUGCCUAACUCCCAGAAAAGUCUUUUGGCUAAAACGAUCCCUUUAGAAAAGCCCAAAGGUUCUCAAACUUGAGUCUCCACCAGAUGACACUGGACAACCCCCCACAAGCCCCAGCCACAUGGCCUCGGGUGAUGUGAUGGAGUUGCCCAACAUCCGGGGACCCAAGUUUCAGAAUCCGUGUUCUAAGAGUCGUCAAGCAGAUGUGCCUAACGGCCUCCGAGAGCAAGGGUUCUCGAACUUGGCUCCCACAUCUGCACCUACAAGCCCAGUGCGGUCUGAACCAAAGGUCGCCUUUGAAAUGUUGGCUUGGGUGCCAAACUUAGGGGCAUGCUUGCCAUUUCCAGCAAUCUGGCAGACAGAUGCAUGGCUUUGAAAAUAAACGGGAUAGGAGCAGCCAUGCUGGCUCUGUAGGAGCUAUUAAGCACAUCCACAGGCGCAGAUUCGGCAAAGCAGGACCUUUGGCACAUGCUGGUUCGGGCCCACAAACGGGGAUUCCCCCCCCCCAAAUUUAAGCCAUGGCAAAAAUGCCCCCAAUUUGUGAGCAUGUGGCGAGGGUUGUUGAAUCUGUGCUUGCCUUGCAGGCAUGGCUAUACUUUGCAACUCUUCAAAAAGCCUCCUGACUAUGCACAGCCCCUCUUUUUCUAACCCACUGUAUUUCUGUUGGGGCUGGGGAGACAGACCUGUGAAGGCGGCCGGGGCAUCCAGAGAGUCCUCUUCCCACACGAAGUAGCAGACGUGGUCCAGAGUGUGGCCAGGAGUGAGGAGGCAUCUCACGUUGAUGCUGCCAAACUGCCAGAGGGAAACAAGGAACCCACCCCCACCCCCUGUGUGUGAGCAAGUGCUGUGAGGGCUGCUGACCACACCUGUACCUCUGCAGCAUAAAGCCGCCCGCACCCAGUUGGCCUGUGUUCAGCCAGCACUUGCUUAGAGUUUAAAAGUUUCUGAGCAUAUCACGCCGGUGCUUCAUCAGCUGCACUGGCUCCCAGUCCGUUUCUGGGCGCCAUUCAAAGUGCUGGUUUUAACCUUUAAAGCCCUAAAUGGCUUGGGAGGGACCAGGUUGCCCGAGAGAGCACCUUGCCCCAUAUGUCCCGACCCGAACCUUAAGAACUUCUCCUGCUCCAAGUGCCGCUGCCAAACGAGGUGAGGCAGGUGGCCACUAGGGAGAGGGCCUUUUGGGUGGUGGCACCUCGUUCAUGGAACAGCCUCCCCAGCGAGGUUCGCCUGGCACCAUCCCUUUUAGAUGCCAGAUGAAGACCUUUUUGUUCACUCUGGCUUUUAAAAUUCUGAUUUUGUUUGUAUUUCUUGUAUAUUGGUCUACGACCAUAAUAAAGUUCUGUUCUGUUCUAAAAUUCUGAUUUUCAGAUCUGAUUUCUAACUAAUUUUAAAAUGAGUUUUUAAACUGCUCUGUAUUGUAUUUUGUAUUUUCUUUCCCCACUUUUUUGUCUGUUAUGAUUUAAUGUGUUAUGUGAUUUAAUGUGUUAUGUUUUAAUCCUGUGUUGUGAGCCACCCAAAACAAUUUAAGGGGCAGCUAACCAAUAAAGUUUAUUUAUUAAUUAUUAUUAUUUUACAGUCA
Messenger RNA from Hemicordylus capensis (graceful crag lizard), 6771 nucleotides. RefSeq names its product cytosolic iron-sulfur assembly component 3 (gene CIAO3). Bases 68 to 1501 code for a protein of 477 amino acids. The record is from RefSeq and is a predicted model, not a curated record. NCBI's taxonomy places the organism in Eukaryota, Metazoa, Chordata, Lepidosauria, Squamata, Cordylidae. Gene Ontology annotation, molecular function: 4 iron, 4 sulfur cluster binding. Gene Ontology annotation, cellular component: cytosolic [4Fe-4S] assembly targeting complex. The transcript has 11 exons. Gene Ontology annotation, biological process: iron-sulfur cluster assembly.